Messenger RNA from Sander lucioperca (pikeperch), 3554 nucleotides. It is a transcript of the gene smc6, whose product is annotated as structural maintenance of chromosomes 6. Gene Ontology annotation, cellular component: nucleus; site of double-strand break; Smc5-Smc6 complex. Bases 141 to 3404 code for a protein of 1087 amino acids. The record is from RefSeq and is a predicted model, not a curated record. NCBI's taxonomy places the organism in Eukaryota, Metazoa, Chordata, Actinopteri, Perciformes, Percidae. Gene Ontology annotation, molecular function: damaged DNA binding; single-stranded DNA binding. The transcript is spliced from 27 exons. Gene Ontology annotation, biological process: double-strand break repair via homologous recombination.
UUUCGCUGUCUAUAUGGCAACACCCACAACUGCAGUUCAGUUAACAACACUGACCAGGAAGUCUUUAGAAGCGCUGUACUGUCCCCCCCAUGUUAUUUUUGCAGGCUGCACACCGAACAAGGUGAUGUUAAUGUUUCAAAAUGAGUAAGAGGAAACUGAAAGUGAUCAGUGGUGCGACAGCUGUCAAGAGCCGCAGACUGACAGCUGUGGGUAUGGAAGAUGCACCAGAUGAUAGGAAGCAUCAGAGACCUUCCUCCAGCAGCCUCACUCCCUCUGCCACAGGAGAUAUUGGCGUCAUUGAGAGUAUCACUCUCAAGAAUUUCAUGUGUCACCAUUUGCUCGGUCCGUUCCAGUUUGGGUCCAAUGUGAAUUUUAUCGUUGGCAACAAUGGAAGUGGGAAAAGUGCAAUCCUGACUGCUUUGAUUGUAGGCCUCGGUGGAAAAGCCACUGUCACAAACAGAGGAGCGUCUCUGAAGGAUUUUGUGAAGACCAAUGAGAAUGCUGCAGAUAUAACAAUAAAGCUGAAAAACAGAGGACCAGAUGCUUAUAAAAGGGACGUCUACGGCGACUGUAUCUCUAUCGAGCACCGGAUCUUCAGUGAUGGAUCUCGAAACUGCAGACUGAAGAGCAAAUCAGGACAACUUAUCUCAAACAAGAAGGAGGAGCUGACCAGCAUUUUGGACCACUUUAACAUCCAGUUGGAUAACCCGGUGUCCAUUCUCAACCAAGAAAUGAGUAAACAGUUCCUGCAUUCAAAAAGUGAAUCAGACAAGUAUAAGUUCUUCAUGAAAGCAACUCUGCUGGAACAGAUGAGGAGAGAUUACGUCCACAUCAAGCUCACUAAAACAGUAACACGACAGCAGGUUGAGAGACAGGAGGAGUCUCUCAAGGACCUGAAGCAAGAGUUUCUGCAGAAGAAAGAGAGGUAUGAAAAAUUGCCGUCCUUCAGUGAGAUAAAGGUGGUUUUGGAGAAUCUGAAGAAAGCAAUGGCCUGGUGUUUGGUCAAAGAGAAGGAGCAGUUGGUACAGCAGUUAAAGGAGGACGUUGAAAAUGAAGCCAAUAAUUACAAACAUCAGGAGAACCUUCAGCUCUGUCAGACUAAGGUCACACAAGUAGAAAAGAAGCUUCAGUGCAUCAAAAGCAGAGUUACCAGCAUGAAAAAGGAACAAGAGUCUCUAUCAAAGGACAAUCUGAAUUUGAAAGAGCAAGUGAAGGCAAUCAGCAAAGCUCACAAGGAACAGGAGCUCGUUUAUUUUCGGGCGCUGAACAAACUCAAACAGUCAGAGCAGGAGCAAAACCUUCUCGAGGAGAAAAUUAAAAAGGCAAAAACAAGUGCAAGCCUGAACAACGAGGAAGAGACGGAAUAUAGUGCACAGCAGAAGAAAAUAUCCAGUCUGAAAGAGCAGCUUGCAGAGCUUGAGAAAAAGUGCUCCCAGCUGAAUGACGAGAUCAAAAACAAACAUCAGGCACUUUACAAAGGAAAGGAGGAAAGGGACAAGCUGAGAUUGGAGGAAAGAAACAUCCAGGUUUUGUACGAGUCCAAACUGAGGAGGAAGAAUCAGGUCCUCGCCAGUCGAUCAAACAAACUGAAGCGGUUUGGAGAUCACGUACCCGACCUGCUGGGUGCAAUUGCUGAGGCGUACGCCACAGGGCGCUUUCUCAAGAGACCCGUUGGUCCGAUAGGGGCGUGCAUCAGUUUGAAGGAUCCCAUGUUGGCUGUAGCCGUGGAGUGCUGUUUGCGGAGCUUUAUGAAGGCUUUCUGCUGUGACAACUACAAAGACGAGGCGGUCCUGCAGGAGCUGAUGUCUCAAUAUUACCCAAGGGGCAACAGGCCGCAGAUCAUUGUCAGCCCAUUCUCUGAAAAAGUUUACAACAUUCACGGACGGAAAGCACAUAAUCAAGAAUAUCCGUCUGUGCUGGACAUAAUCACAGCGUCAAGCCCCGUCAUUAUCAACUGCCUGAUUGAUAUGAGGGGGAUAGAAUCCAUUCUCAUAAUCAGAGAAAAAGACAAAGCGAGGAGAGUCAUGCAGCAAGGCCGGCCUCCUAAAAACUGUCGUGAAGCCUUCACUGUGGAGGGAGAUCAGGUGUACCCGAACCGUUAUUACACCUCCGACAUCAGCAUGGCCAAAUACCUUGGCGGGGAUCUGGAGUCUGAAAUAAGUAUGCUGGAGUCUGACCUGGAGAAUCACCAGGCUCAGCUGUCCAGGUUUCAGCUCCACGUCACCUCUGUGACGGAGGACAUCGUGAGCAUGGAGAGCGAGCUGAACAGCACCAUCAUGACCCUGAAGAAGACUCUGGUCUCUGUGAAUCAAGUCAAGGCGACAAUAACCGAGCUGGAGAAUGCUGGCGAGGAGCACAUCGAUGACAUCAGCUCCUUGGAAGAAGUUGCCCAUGAGAACCGACAGAAGAUCGAGGCAGAAAAGCAGACCGUUCAUGAGGCAAAGACGGAGCUCGACAAUCAUCAGAAAACAACAGAGGACAUCGAGUCCAAGUACUCCUCUGUUAGAGAUCGGAUUGAUCAGCUUUCUGAAGACACGGAGCCGUUAAUGGAUGAGCAGCUGAAGCUGGAGGCUGAGUGUGCCAAACACAAACGAACCCUUAAGAUUUUAGAAAACAAGCUGAAGGCUCAUGAAGACAACAUCCAAGCUAUGAGAAGUGACCUCUCCCAAAGAGAAGAAGAGUUACAGGAAUAUGUGGCCAAAGCCACAGAGAUCAGUCCUGAGCGGCAGCAGGUGACCCGCAGCCCCAAGAGCAUCGACACCGAGAUCACUCGGCUGCAGAAGAAACUCAAGGUGUACGAGAGCAACCACGGCGAGCACGAGCAUGUGGUCAGGGAGUACGCUGAGGCCCUCACUCUCUACAAAGAGAAAACCAACCAAGUGAGAGAUCUGCGGAGGUUCAUUGAUCGACUCGACAGCAUCAUGUCAGACAGGCAGUGCAGAUACAAAACAAUGCGUAGGUCCCUCUCGGUCAGAUGCAAGUUAUACUUCAAUAACUUUCUGAUAAAGAUGAACUGCUGUGGCUCUAUGAUUUUUGAUCACAACAAUGAGACACUAUCAAUCUCGGUGACACCUCCGGGAAGGGAGGAUAAUGGUGCGAGUGACAUGAGGUCGCUGUCUGGUGGUGAACGCUCCUUCUCCACCGUUUGCUUCAUGCUCUCCCUGUGGGAGAUCACCGAAUCACCUUUCAGAUGCCUCGAUGAGUUCGACGUCUACAUGGAUAUGCACAAUCGCAGAAUCUCUCUGGAUCUCCUCCUGGAGUUGUCAGAGCGGCAGCACCUUCGACAGUUUAUCUUCGUUACUCCCCUCACCACCAGCCAUUUGCCCAAAACCAACCUCAUCAAAAUCCACCAGCUUCAGGAUCCAGAAGGAGAUCGUAGUGAAGCGGUGGGUGACGAUGUUUGAACUGAGAUCCGGUGACAAAAACAUAAAAAGUGACAAGACAUAAAUAUGAAUGUUCAUGUGCUCACUGUAUAAUUCAGUGUUGCUGUAUGUGUUGUAAAUGUUAUUUCACAUUUGUUUGUUUUAGAGUAAUAUAGCAAAUAUUUGACAUGA